Molecule: messenger RNA, 300 nt
Organism: Aspergillus fijiensis CBS 313.89
Lineage: Eukaryota; Fungi; Ascomycota; Eurotiomycetes; Eurotiales; Aspergillaceae
Exons: 5
Coding region: 1-300 (99 amino acids)
Molecular function (GO): calcium ion binding
Source: RefSeq, a predicted model, not a curated record
AUGUCUGACAAGGAAGAAGUCAAAUGGGAUGCCUACUACUCCUCGGGCUUCCUCCAGACUCUGCUCGAAAUAUUUCAUGCUCACAGAAGAACACGGGCACGCAAUUUCGACCUCGGCCAGAUCACCAAGCAUGUAUACAAGGGCGAUAAAGAGGAGGCCAAGAAGUUUCUCAAAAUUUGUGAUGCCAACGCAGAUGGCAAAGUGGACUUUGGCGAAUUCCUUCAAGCCUUGCUGGACGAGGACGCAAAACAAAACUACAAGAACGCGCUAGUCUUGUAUUAUCCUUCGGAUACCGCCUAA